Torulaspora globosa is the source of this 1824-nucleotide messenger RNA. RefSeq names its product Signal recognition particle receptor subunit alpha (gene SRP101). Gene Ontology annotation, molecular function: ATP hydrolysis activity; protein binding; GTP binding. Gene Ontology annotation, biological process: SRP-dependent cotranslational protein targeting to membrane. The transcript has a single exon. NCBI's taxonomy places the organism in Eukaryota, Fungi, Ascomycota, Saccharomycetes, Saccharomycetales, Saccharomycetaceae. Gene Ontology annotation, cellular component: endoplasmic reticulum membrane. The record is from RefSeq and is a predicted model, not a curated record. The coding region runs from base 1 to 1824 and encodes 607 amino acids.
AUGCUUGAGCAAUUUGCUAUCUUCACACCUCAAGGAGAGAUUCUCUACCAAUUCAAUUGCCUUGGUAGAAAAUUCGCAGAGACGCAAAUCAACCGGUUUGUAUCGCAGUAUAUCAGUUCACGAACGAGUAUUGGUGCUAGUUACAAGAAGUACAGCGUGCUUGACGUCAGUGGCGCAGCUGAUGGCGCUGGAUUGAAGAGCUCUCGAAGUUUCUGCUGUAUGUUCCACAUAUCGAAACAACCUGAGCUCUUCUACGUUGUUACUUAUGCAGAACAGUCACUAGAGCUUAACGAUGAGGCAGCUGAAGUCCUUAAAUUGGGCGUCACAUUGUGGGAUUCUUUGCAAUUGAAUGAUGGAAUUGUUAGGAACCUCUCUGGCAGAGGGCACAGAAAUGAGCACAAUUAUGUCGAAGUCACGGAAGGGCUCGAAGAGACGAUUGCCAAAUUUGACACUUAUUUGAGAGCCAAGUACGAAGCAUAUGCGAGAAGAUCUGAGGCAAGCAAACCUGUCCUUGAGACAGAAUCAGUCGAGAACAACCCGAAGAAGAAAUCCAGCGAGCUGAAAAGUAAGAAGAAAUCAUCAAGUGGCGGUCAACAAGGACGGAAAUGGGGCCGAGACGGGAUGAUGGAUGAGAUUGGCCACAGCGACCCAACAAAACUCGACUUCUCCGAGGCAAGCAGCGCGUCUUCCAGCAACGUCGCACUAGUGGACAAGGAAUCUUUCGGUAAGAGAACCGUAGAGGGCGAAUUCCUCAUCCGGGAGAUUGAUGAUCUGCUCGUAAGCCAGAGAGAUCGAGUUAAGUCGACAGCUCAAGCCAGCAACACGAACGCGGCUUUCAGUUUUCUCAAGAAGCAUAUCUUGGGUAACAAGACCAUCUCUGAGGAGGACUUGAAAUCAGUGCUGGACAAGCUCCAGCAAAAGCUUAUAAGCAAAAACGUGGCCCCCGAAGUGGCUAGACACUUGAGCCAGCAGGUUUCUAAGGAUUUAAUAGGCUCCAAGACAGCAAACUGGACAAGCGUAGAGAACACUGCUCGUGAAUCUUUAAUAAAAGCUCUCACGCAGAUACUGACGCCUGGCGUUUCAGUUGAUCUGCUGCACGAAAUACAGAAAAGAACAAGUCAAAAAGAUUCAGAAGGUAAGAAACAUCCUUACGUCUUUUCCAUUGUUGGCGUAAAUGGUGUAGGUAAAUCCACAAAUCUAUCCAAACUAGCCUUUUGGCUCCUACAAAACAAUUUCAACGUCCUUAUUGUCGCCUGUGAUACCUUCAGAUCAGGUGCGGUUGAACAGUUGAGAGUACACGUCGAGAAUCUUGCUCAGUUGACCGACGAAUCCCAUGUCAGAGGAUCCAGAAACAGAAGAGGGAAAUCCGGAAACGACCAUGUCGAGCUCUUCGAGGCAGGAUAUGGUGGCUCAGAUUUAGUGGCCAAAAUUGCUAAGCAAGCCAUCAAAUAUGCAAAAGAUCAAAAUUUUGACGUUGUUCUCAUGGAUACAGCCGGCAGAAGACAUAACGAUCCUACUUUGAUGUCUCCUCUCAAGUCUUUUGCCGAACAAGCCAACCCUGAUAAAAUUAUCAUGGUUGGAGAAGCUCUGGUGGGAACCGACUCGGUUCAGCAAGCAAAAAACUUCAACAACGCCUUCGGCAAAGUCAGAAAUUUGGAUUUCUUCAUCGUUUCUAAAUGUGACACUGUGGGAGAAAUGCUCGGAACAAUGGUGAAUAUGGUUUAUGCUACCGGAAUACCUAUUCUGUUUGUGGGCGUGGGACAAACAUAUACUGAUCUGAGAACUUUAAGUGUUAAAUGGGCUGUUGAUACUUUGAUGUCUUAA